AUGGAGCUGGACAAAUUCCAUAAGUUCCCUGAACUACCGGUCGAGUUGAGGAGAGAGAUUUGGAAGCUCACUCCCCUGCACUCGCGCACAAUCGAGAUCGGAGUAGACUUUGCAGGUCCAGACGAACUCAGUGGCCUCCGGUUCUCUUCCUUCACUGACAAUCCUGGUACCCUCUCUGCCAACAAAGAGAGUCGAGAAAUUACCCUCCCAUUCUACCAAAUCAUCCUCGGAGGCGAUCACACGGUUCGUCGCGGAACUCUAUACUGCAACUUCGAUAAAGACAUUGUCUCAUUCUUCGGCGAGGACUUCGAACCUUUGGAAGGUGGCGCUGUAUUUCAACCUUUCUACACCUACCGCGGAAGAGUACAAAAGAUCAGUUGGAUUGCUAGAGAACGGUUCGAGAAGAUUCAAAAGGUCAUCAUUAAUAAUAUGCUGUGGUCUCCCCACCAAACAAAUCUCUUCCAACCCCGCGGUCCGAACCUGAGCUACGGUACAAGAACCUUUCAGAAAGGCUUAUUCUUCGGUCACUUUCCGGAGUUGAGGGAGGUUACUUUGGUUGCGAGGACUGGAAGGGAAGGUUGCGGUUGUCUUUACAAUCCUAGAUUUCAGCGUGAGGCAUUGGAGGGCAAGAUCACACGCAUGAUCAUAGAGCGUAUUGGAAGAGACUUCUUAAGUUCGAUGCUGCAAACGGAGGUGUUUGAUAAGAGGGAGGUGCUUGUCACCGGCUUUGAAUACACUUGGAGGAUGGUAUCUACGCUGACAGCUGCAGAAUGGUAG
Molecule: messenger RNA, 777 nt
Organism: Mollisia scopiformis
Lineage: Eukaryota; Fungi; Ascomycota; Leotiomycetes; Helotiales; Mollisiaceae
Exons: 3
Coding region: 1-777 (258 amino acids)
Source: RefSeq, a predicted model, not a curated record